Molecule: messenger RNA, 2286 nt
Organism: Exophiala aquamarina CBS 119918
Lineage: Eukaryota; Fungi; Ascomycota; Eurotiomycetes; Chaetothyriales; Herpotrichiellaceae
Exons: 1
Coding region: 1-2286 (761 amino acids)
Source: RefSeq, a predicted model, not a curated record
AUGGAAACACCAUCCACGAGACUUGUUCUGGCCUCUGAAAUCUCGAGCUUGCCUUGUCAAGCAGCGGCAGAGUUAACCCCGCUGCGUGCAGGCCGCCCUCUCCUCCAAGCGGCUGUCCAACCACAAACACCAAACCCAUCAACACCUGACUUAUGCUGGGACGAUACCCCAAUAGUAUCAUCAAUUCUGAAUACACCAGAAGAUGAAUCCGACUCAGAGGAUGACGCGGCACUUCCUCUCUCCCCAACGGUCGCCCGUGUACAUCGUGCAAGGCUGAGAAGACCCACACCUAUUCCCUUUCAUCUCUCAUCUCCACCCACCAUUGACAGCAUCGUCAAAUCCAAUUCUCUUGCCUACUUUGAUCCCACUGUCUUGACCAAGGAGUUUGUCAGUAUCGAUAAUUCAAAUGCAACGCCCCUGGAUACCGUGGAAGAUGAAAAUAAAUUGGAAGACACCCACGACAGUUUCUUGUCUGAUACACAAUUUAGUAUGCCUCAGCAAGGUCAUGCCUCCUCAUGCAGGUGCAUUUUAGGUGGUCAUAAUGAUGAUGCACUCAAAAUAGAAGGAAAGGAUCCUGUCCUGCAACCUGAAGUGCGAGAAGACCCACAUAAAGUCCCAUCCACUCCCAGUCAGUGCGAUACUCCUACCACCUCUGACACGGCGAAACCCAAUGACAAUGUCGAGCCCCAAUGUGAAUCGGCCGUAAGCGCCCUGGCCGAUUGGCUGGCAACACUCACGACGCAGAGUGAUCCUGACACAGAGAAUGUCGAGCCUCUUGAUGGCUCAACUGACGCAGACGGUUUUCUCGCUGUUGCGGUCUCAUGGGUCCCCAGUGCCACCCUGCUGCAGCUUUUACCAGUUGAUGUGAUGGCAAGGCUACGGUGUAGUCCAAUGCGUUGCGUUGCAAACACGGUGAGAGGUCCCAAGACUGGCAGGUGUAGGAACGACAACGCAGCAAAACUGACAAAGGAGCACGUCGACGAGUUACUGGAGGGUAUUCGCACUCUCCCAUCACUUCUCGAGAUCCAUGAUAUUAUGAGAAUUGUCCAAGACUUAGGAACUCGGGCAUUUUGCCAGAUCAAGCACUUGGAACCAGCUCAGAAAGAAUUCUCAGAGCUCGGUUCUGACGCGGAUCUCAGAGAUGCAGAAACCCGUUGCGCGACCACCGCUGACAGCAAGAUAGACACGCCGAACCCUCACAGCGCUCUGCAAGCUUGGGCCCAGAGUCGUCUUAAGUCGCCUAUGUGCAACCAGUCCAUGGUUGAAGGCGAAAGUCCAGAAAAUAACAACGAAUCUAGGAUUGGACCUAAAGACAAGGAUGAUCAAACGAGCGGCGACCUCAGCAGGGCCAAGAGAAAGAAAGUGGAAGCUACCAUAUUCACGCGCGAAGUAAGUUCGGACCGAGCUACCUUAUUCACGCGCGAAGUAAAUUGGGACCGACUCCAGCGGAAAAUGAUUGACCGACCACGUCCGGAAAGUCUGGUCGCCUUAAGAGAGACUGAGUUCAGCCCAGAUACUCGAUCAACACACCUUCAUAUGGACUUUCGACCAUACUGCCCAAAAGCCCAUAUGAAGAAAUCAGCCUCUCAACGGAUUCGUGAGGUGCUCGAGGAACCUUUAGGCCCAAAAAAGGAGGGCUACAUUUACAUUUACUGGCAUCCUGGGAGUUUUGGCUACGUUAAAAUCGGACGCUCCAACAACAUUAAGAGGCGACUUAGAGAAUGGCGACAGAGAUGCCAUGUUGAAGUCGAACAGGUCAUCAAUUCAGGCGAAGAACUGCAAUUCAAAGUUCUUUAUGUAGGCCGAAUCGAGAAACUUAUUCACGCCGAGCUCAAAGAAUAUCAGAUGGAAGAGCCUAAAUGCCGAGGCUGUGACGGAAAGCACAGGGAAUGGUUCCACGUUAGCCCUAACCUGGCAUUGAAGGUAGUUCAAAAAUGGGUGAAACUUCAACCAUACGAGGGAGGGGUUCUAAACCAAAGCCUCACGGAGACUGAGAUCGAUGAGAUGUGUGAGGUGACUCCUUCGGAAGAAGCUGUCGAUCGCAAGAUAAAACGACGGCCUCAAACUCCUCUUGCUACCAAGCGUUCGAGGCGAUCGAGCGCACGGGUCGAACUUGUCGACGAACAUGUCACAUCUGGGGAGGACGUUACCAACCACAUAUCAAAGUGGCGGUUCCCUCCGUUACCUGACUACUCUUCGCCGGCUCUCCCUCUGCCGCUUUUUGACGAUAAGGCGAGCCUACCGAUUCCUACGGUGGCCCUGCUUACGGAUCCAAUCGUUUCAUAA